AUGCAAGCAACAGAGAAGUGGCCCAGCCUUCCAGUAAAGAUCUCUACCGAGGAAGAGAUGAGACCCAGCGUAUUGUUCCACAUCAGUGUUUCCGAAUCGGUAAUCGAUGUUAGCAGGUUUUCGAGUUGGCGACGACUGUUGAUAGUGACCGGAUACGUGCUUCGUUUCUGCACGAACAUUCAACGGAGCUGUAGGAAAGUUCCCUUAAUUGCUGGACCACUCAUGCGGGAAGAGCUUCGCAGUGCGGAAGCACACCAUUAUCGGCAAGCGCAACGUGACAUAUACCAUGACGAGGUUGCAGUGUUGGUGGCUAAAGAAGAAAGGGGAAAACAAAUUCCAAAGGCGAGUCCGCUCUACAAGCUGAGCCCAUUUGUGGACGACUCAGGAGUAUUGCGGAUGAAGGGUAGAACCGGCGUGUGUGCGUAUCUCCACAGCGACGCGAAGAAUCCUGUUAUUCUACCACCUAAGCAUCCAGUAACAUCGCUACUCUUGGCACACUAUCACGAAAAGUACCUCCAUCGAAACUAUGACAUCGCAGUCAACGAGGUUCGCCAAAAGUAUAGCAUUUUUCGCUUGAGACAAACACUUGCCACGAUCCGUAGAAACUGCCAGUGGUGCAAACAUCGCGACGCUGUCCCUCAACCGCCGGAGAUGGCCGAUCUUCCAGUGGCCAGACUAUCCGCACACACGAGGCCGUUCGCACAUGUGGGGGUCGAUUAUUUUGGUCCAAUAGAAGUAAUUGUGGGUCGAAGGGUCGAGAAAAGGUGGGGGGUUCUACUGACAUGUUUGACAAUAAGAGCCGUCCACAUCGAGGUAGCUCAUUCCUUAACGACAAGUUCCUGCAUAAUGGCGUUGAGGAACUUCAUCGCGCGAAGAGGUACGCCAGUUAGUUUCUAUAGCGAUAGGGGCACAAACUUUGUAGGUGCCAACCGAACGCUACAGGAGCUCUACCAAAAAGUUGAUCGGAAUCAGCUGAUGCGGGAGUUCAUUACGUCGUCUACAUCGUGGCAGUUCAACCCACCUGCGUCGCCCCACAUGGGAGGAAGUUGGGAGCGACUCGUACAGUCGGUCAAACGGAACCUGGCCGAAGUCUUGCACGCACGGCGCCCAACUGACGAGGAACUGAGGAAUGCCCUAACGGAAGUAGAAGGUAUACUUAACACGCGCCCUCUUACUCACGUGCCAAUCGAUGACGAAGCAGCACCAGCCCUAACGCCCAACCACUUUCUUUUGGGCUCCUCGGAUGGUUCAAAACCGUUGACGUUCGUGGACGCGGACACUGCGGCAUUGCGACGAGGACAUCCGACAUCCCAAUGGCUGGCGAAUCUCUUCUGGAAGCGCUGGAUUCGGGACUACCUACCCGACAUAACACGACGUACGAAGUGGCACAAGAAGGCGAAACCUCUUGAGGAGGGUGACAUCGUAGUCAUCGUGGAUCAUGAGCAUCCCAGAAACUGUUGGCCCAAGGGACGGGUAAUCGGAGUGGUAACUAGUGGAGGGCAAACUCGCAAGGCAACCGUUCAAACUGUUCAUGGAGUUUACGAGCGACCGACUGUUAAGUUAGCGGUGUUGGAUGUUCGGCGCGAUGUUGUGUAA
Armigeres subalbatus is the source of this 1596-nucleotide messenger RNA. RefSeq lists its product as uncharacterized. The coding region runs from base 1 to 1596 and encodes 531 amino acids. The record is from RefSeq and is a predicted model, not a curated record. The transcript has a single exon. Gene Ontology annotation, molecular function: nucleic acid binding. Lineage: Eukaryota; Metazoa; Arthropoda; Insecta; Diptera; Culicidae. Gene Ontology annotation, biological process: DNA integration.